Paraphaeosphaeria sporulosa is the source of this 1924-nucleotide messenger RNA. Its product is annotated as acyltransferase-domain-containing protein. The transcript has 4 exons. Bases 283 to 1578 code for a protein of 431 amino acids. Gene Ontology annotation, cellular component: endomembrane system. The record is from RefSeq and is a predicted model, not a curated record. Gene Ontology annotation, molecular function: acyltransferase activity. Lineage: Eukaryota; Fungi; Ascomycota; Dothideomycetes; Pleosporales; Didymosphaeriaceae.
GUUGCACCAUGGCUCACAUCACCAAGACUCCCCCACUUGCACGCCGCAGGAAACCAAAGUCCUAGGACCGUUCGCUACAUGCACACGUUAUCCGCUCGCAGCACCGCUGUCCUUGCACCCUCGCCCUAUUCUUCGUCGCCCGCCCGCGCGCCGUAAGCAACCCCAUCAGGCCACCGUCUUCGGGCACAGGCACGCGCACGCCUGCCGUGUUCCGCCACGACUCCUGCGUACAUCCGCACCACGCGCUUCGACCCUGCUCCCGCGCGAGCGCUGCCCUCGACCAUGGCGACCGAGCUGAAGAUGCGGCAUCCGCCCGCAUCCGCCACAACCAUAGCCCCCGCGCCGCCCAAGAAAGACGUCGAGAAGAGCCCGCCAGCCUCGGGGCCUGCCGACGCGCACCCCAGCGGCAACGAGAAGCACGGCACCUGGACGCAGGCGCUGCGCAUGCUCCUCUUCUUCGUGUAUUUCAAUGGAGGCUGCAUCGCCAUCGCCGUCUCCCAGGUCAUCGGCGCCCCGCUGUACUUCUACAGCAGGGACCACUUCUAUGCGUGGAUGGCCAUGACGAAGCAGCAGUUUGGCGUGCUGGUCACCACCAUGACGCACUGGUGGGCACCCGUGAAGACGAGAGUCAGUGGGGAUGAGAGUGUGAGAGGGCAGUUGAGACAGACCGAGGACGGGAGACUCGAGACAGACUUCCCAGAGCGUCUUGUUCUGAUUGCGAACCACCAGAUCUACACCGACUGGGUCUACCUCUGGUGGGUCGCCUACACCAACAAGAUGCACGGCCACCUCUACAUCAUCCUCAAAGAGUCCAUCAAGUACAUCCCCGUGCUCGGCACUGGCAUGAUGUUCUACGGCUUCAUCUUCCUCUCGCGCAAGUGGGCAAAAGACAAAGAGCGCUUUCAGUAUCGCCUGCGCAAGCUCUCCUCCGCCCACCAGGGCCCCAUGUCCGGCUCUUCCUACCUCGAUCCCAUGUGGCUCCUCAUCUUCCCCGAGGGCACCAACCUCUCCGACAACGGCCGCGCGGGCUCCAAGAAGUGGGCCGACAAGAACGGCAUUCCCGACUUGAAGCAUGCCAUGCUGCCCCGCAGCACGGGCCUGUUGUUCUGUCUCCAGGAGCUCGAGAAGACGGUCGACUACAUGUACGACUGUACUGUCGCGUACGAAGGCGUGCCGCGUGGCCAAUACGGGCAAGACCUCUUCACGCUACGCUCCACCUACUUCGAAGGCCGCCCUCCCAAAUCCGUAAACAUGCAUUGGCGCCGCUUCCGCAUCGCCGACAUCCCAACGCACUCCGAAACCGCCUUCAGCGACUGGCUCCUCGACCGCUGGCGCGAGAAAGACGACCUGAUCGAGCACUACCUCGAGCACGGGCGGUUUCCCGCGGAUAGCGGCACUUCUCCCGCAGUCAACGGGGGAGCACCGCUCAAAGGUGCGGGAUGGAUUGAGACGGAGGUCCGGUCGAAGAAUCCCCUCGAGGUGUUCCAGAUUCUGGUUCCGGUUGCAGCGUUCGCGCUUGUCGUUAAUGUGGUGUUGAAGCUUUGCAACAUCGUUCUCAAGGUAUUUCAUGUGCGCUGAGCUCGGUGUGUGGAGGAGCAUGAACGAUUGAUAAUGACUAUCUGGGAUUGGUUGAUACGGAUUAUGAUGGGUCGGGAUGGGCUGUUCAGGUCACGGCGCUCGUAUUCGCAUUGCUGGCGUUUCUAUUCCCUCUGCGCUCCACUUCUGUCUGUCCUAGAAUACGGCUCGGCUAUAUACCCCUUACACGGCUCCACAAUACACUUUUCGUUCUUCUUCUUGCAGGAAUAUAUACCUGACAGCAUAGUACCCAUAGGUCUGGAUCGGAGCUAACAGGAAUAAGGCCUCACGAGAUCUUUGCGGUUCGUCCCGCGCCGAUGUGCUCCCGAUCCUGUCCACGUGCAUUGUG